Messenger RNA from Aegilops tauschii subsp. strangulata, 768 nucleotides. RefSeq lists its product as uncharacterized. NCBI's taxonomy places the organism in Eukaryota, Viridiplantae, Streptophyta, Magnoliopsida, Poales, Poaceae. The record is from RefSeq and is a predicted model, not a curated record. Gene Ontology annotation, cellular component: nucleus; cytoplasm. Gene Ontology annotation, biological process: nucleobase-containing compound metabolic process. Gene Ontology annotation, molecular function: 3'-5' exonuclease activity; nucleic acid binding.
AUGGUGAAGGAACCGUCCGCCAAGCGUUAUCAUGGCGAGACGUCGGACAAGAGCAGCAACCUCGUCGACGUUCACGUCCCCGGCGAGAAGCGCGAGUACACGAGAACUCUCAUAGGGGUUGAGCUCCAUGGCAAGGAGACGCUAGAGAUCAUCUGCACUAGCGAACCAGGCAAGGCCGACGAGAUGAUGAGCAUACUCAGGAUGAAGGGCGGUGGCUUGUACCUGAGCUUCAUCAGAGUUGACGUGGAGUACACCAGCGAAGAUGAACCUCCACAGAUGGCAGCAGUCCUGCAAUUGUGCGUCGAGGAACCCUGCUUGGUGUACCACAUCGCAGCGGCCACAAAAUGGCCCAAGCGCCUCAAACAGUUCCUGCAGGAGGAGAAAUUGUACACAUUUGUCGGUUUCAGCAUUGGAGGUGACAAGCGGAUGCUGGACAAGUCUGGUUUGGAGAUCAACCCCAACAACUUCAUCGACAUGCAGCGCAAGUGGAAAGAUCUAACCACCAGCAAAUACUACGACUCCUUGGCCGAUGUUGCAGGCGGCGUCAUCCACCCACUCUACAAAGGCAUGAAGAAGAAGAUGGAGAAGAAGGAAGACCACAAACUGUGGGGGAACAGCCCGCUGCCAGACAACCUCAUCGAGUAUGCAGGAAUAGAUGCGUACACCAUGUACAAGUCAUGGAAGACAAUCGACAACAUCGUGACAGGUUGGGAUAUUUCAAAAGAGCAGGAGGCUGACCCCUACUACCACUGCAACUUCGCAGGAUGA